Melampsora larici-populina 98AG31 is the source of this 952-nucleotide messenger RNA. RefSeq lists its product as uncharacterized. Lineage: Eukaryota; Fungi; Basidiomycota; Pucciniomycetes; Pucciniales; Melampsoraceae. The record is from RefSeq and is a predicted model, not a curated record. The transcript is spliced from 4 exons. Bases 55 to 774 code for a protein of 239 amino acids. Gene Ontology annotation, cellular component: proteasome core complex.
UUCCCUUCACCAGACCAUUCUGAACUGAAAUCCCAUUCGAUCAUCAUCAUCACCAUGCCAGUCGGUCAUCAAUUCAAUCCAUACACCGAUAACGGUGGGACGAUCUUAGCGAUCUCUUCCAAAUCUUUUGCCGUCAUCGCAGGUGAUACUCGUCAAUCAGAAGGAUACUCAAUCCAAUCACGUUAUGCUCCAAAAGUGACUCAACUCACAGAUCAAUGUUGUAUUGCUGUCAAUGGAUUUGCAGCAGAUGCUAAAGAAUUAGUCAAACAAAUCAAACAAAGACUUGUUUGGUAUAAUCAUACCCAUUCUUCAAUGCCUUCACUUCAAUCUAUUGCUCGUCUUAUUCAAACCAUGCUCUAUGGUCGUCGAUUCUUUCCUUACUAUGCAUAUGUGAUCUUAGCUGGUAUCGAUCGGGAUGGAACAGGUGCAGUUUAUUCGUUUGAUCCAGUAGGUAGUUAUGAACGUGAGAGUUGUAGAGCUGCAGGUGCAGCUCAAAGUUUAGUACAACCUUUCUUAGACAAUCAAGUGGGUGGGAAAAAUAUGAUACGUGAUCCGAAUGGACCACCAGCACCUGUAGAACCGGUUUAUGGAAAAGGUGAAUCUUAUACACCACCACGAGCUGAUUUACCAUUAGAAAGAGUUGAAGCUUUGGUGACAGAUGCGUUUACGGGAGCGACUGAACGUCAUAUUGAAGUGGGAGAUGGAUUGGAAAUCUUUGUGAUUGAAGUGGGAAAAGGGGUGAGAGUGAUUCAAAAACCAUUGAAACGUGAUUAGACCACCCAAAAAGAAAAAAAUGAUUUACAGAUUAUACAGAUUAGGUUGAAAGUUGAUGAAAUGGUAUAUGGGUUUUUGAAAUUCAAUGGGGUUUGUUUCUUUUGUGGUUAUGAAGUGAUCAAAGUGAUGAAGAAAUGAUACAGAUGAAUUGAGCUUUGAGAAGAAAGUUUAGGAGUGU